Molecule: messenger RNA, 3540 nt
Organism: Tetrahymena thermophila SB210
Lineage: Eukaryota; Ciliophora; Oligohymenophorea; Hymenostomatida; Tetrahymenidae
Exons: 7
Source: RefSeq, a predicted model, not a curated record
CAUUUUCAAGAAAUAAUGUUUAUAAUUUAAUUUUGGUCUAAUGUGAUUACAAAAAAAAGAAUAUAAAGAAAAAAAAUAAUAAUUAAAAGUUAUCAAAAGAAUCUAUAAAUUAAAUAGGAUAAAGAUCUUUUAAAAAUGAUUUAAGAUAUAGAAUAAGCGUCCAGUGGAGCGUUAUUAACAGAAAAAAGUGCACAAGCACCUCCUCCUAGCAAGGGGAAAAAGAAAAACAAUUAACAUGAUGAGGAUUUUUAGGAAGUUAUAAAAAUUGUAGUUGAGCAGAUCACAGAAAUCAACAGACGUGCUAAAGAAGAUAGAAAGAAUAAUAAGAAGUCCACCAGAACUAAGUUAAAACCAUAAGGCGCUAACAACGAAAAGCAAAAUACAAGCAACGCCAAUCCUGAAAAUCUUUCAUAAUUUAAUAAUGAAUCUAAUGGCAAUGUUCUUGUAAAAAAAAGAAAAGUUGAAGAUCAAGGUGAAAGCGAUUUGUCAGAUGAAAAAAAACCUGAAGGAAAGAACAAUUCAUUAUAUAGAUUCAACAACGAUUAGAGCUUUUAGUUCAUGGAGUAGCAAAAUUUUGCAUAACAAAAAUAAUAAAUUAAGAACAAUGAAAUUGGAAAUUUAGCAGCACCAUUAAUUUAAGCAGCAAAUAAUACCAGUCAAUCAGCUAAUUAAAUCUUAGGUGCUCUUAAUUUGGGUAAUAUAGGUAAUGUGGGCAAUUUAGCUAGCCUUAUUGAUGAUUUUUAUAGAAAUUAGAGAAACAAUCCUUCAAUGAGCACUAAUUAGUUGAUUUAAUUACUCUUAAAUCCUUUGCAAUAAGCUAAUGCUAAUGGGAUUGACUCGAAUUAGUUAAAGCACUUAUUACAGACCACCAGUUAGCUUUCCUUACUCCAAAAAUUAACAUAAAAUAACCCUGCUCUUUAAUAUUUGCAAAAUGCUUCUACUUAAGGAAGCUAGCAAUAAUAGUAAUUAAUAAGGUUACUUUUAUAACAUCAUUAGUAGUUAAAUUAGCCUUAAUAAUAGCCAGCAGUCUCAUAGUAACAGUCUUAAUUACAGUAAUUGUAGCAAAGCUUAUUAUAGUAAUAAGCUGCCCAAGCCAACCAACCAAGUUAAUAAAAUAAUAGUAGAUUCUAGCUCCCAUCAUAUUAAAAUAAACACAAGGAUGCACCAUUUAGUAGAGCUUCUACACACAUAGCCAUAGCUUAUCACAUUCAUAUGAAAAAAUAAAAUAACUCAAGCUUGUCUGAUAAAAAUUUAUUAGAUCCUACCUAUAAUGCUAGAAAGCUUAGAGAAGGCAAAAGGGAUAACGAACCAACUGUACCUUCGUAAUAGUAAUAGUAGCAAUAAUAGCCAUAGCAAUAAUAGCUUCCACCACCACCAUAAUAAUAAUAAUAAUAAUAAUAAUAGUAACAAUAAUUUUAACAACCCUAAAAUUAGAUAUCUCAAUUAACAUAAAAUUAGAUUUAACAAAACCUCUUUUAGCAAUAAAAUAUCUAAAAUCAAUAAUAACAAAGAAAUAUGAUGAUGCAAUAAGCAUAAAAUCCUUCAAUUUUAUGGAAUCAAUAGUAAUAAUAGCAACUUUAACAGCAAUAAUAGCAACAUCAAUAACAAUCGUAGUAACAAAGAUAAAUAAAUUCUAAUUAAGUUUUAUAAGUUUUUCAAAAUAUAAUGAGUUAAGGAGGUAUGUAAUAGAUUAUGAAUUAACCUCAAUUCUAGACCAUAUUUUAAUCUCCACAAUUUUAGUCAAUUAUAAACUAGUUUAUGAAUAAACAACAGCAAUAAAAUCAGCCUGCUUAACAGUAACAGAUGAAUAUAAACUAAUAAUUAAAUUUUAGCAAUUAUCUUUAGCCUUAAUAGUCAUCUAACUAACAACCAGCUCAAUAAUAAGCUCAACAAUACUAAUAACCACCAUAGGCAAAACCUAAAAAAGGAAAAGGAGCUAAAAAAGCUAUUGAAAUCAAAGAAGACGAUGAGUCAAAAGUAUCUUAAAAAGAAACUUAAAAAUAAUCUAGAGCUUUGUAAAAAGAGUAAAGAGAGUAAAGUUCCAAUCAACAAGAAUCACAGAUAUAAGCAACUGAGCAUACUUAAGAUGAUCUUUCAUCUUCUUAACAAACGAGCAAUGUUUCAAGAUAAAAGAAUCAAUCAAAGUAAGCCUAAUAAUAAAAUUAAUAAUAGAUUGUUUCUUAAUAAAGCAAUUAAGAAUAAAAAUCAUAAUCACACAGCCAAAUUUCUUAAUAAAAUUUAGCUAGUGAAAAAGAAAUUUCACAUGUAGAGCAAGAAGAAUCUCCAGCAUAAAAAAAGCAAUCUGUUUAAUCAAAUGAAACCAAGAAAAAAGAUUAAAAAUAAGAACUAUAAUAAAAGGAAUAGGCUAAAUAAAGUCCUGUAGAAUAGUAGAAAAAAUCUGAUUCAGAAUAGAAACAAAAUCAACAGGAAGCAAUAGUCCUAAACGAUUCAAAAGAGCAAUAACCUGAGUAGGCUAAUAACACUGUUCAGUAAGAAGAAAAAAUAGAAGAAGAAAUUUCUUCUAAAGAAAAUGCUGAUUAACCUAAAAAUGAAAAUGAAGCUUUAGAAGAUAAAGUUGAAGAAUAAAAUGAAGGAAUUGAAGAAAAAAUAGAAGAAGAAGAAUAAUAAUAAUAACAACAACAACAACAUAAUGAUAAAAUUAAAGAUUAAUAAAAAGCUUCUCAAAUAGAAGAAGAGGAAGAAGAAGAAUAGUUAGAGAUAAUUAGUGAGGAAAAAUAAUAAAAGAGCACCUCUUAAAAUGAUAAAAAUGUAGAAUAAAUUGAAGUUGAAUAGGAAAAAGAAAAAGCAAGUUAAGAAGUGCCCCCAGCUUAAGGAAGCGAACAUUAAAAACAUGAAGAAAAGGAAUAAUAAAACAAUAAUGUGAGGGAAAAGAAUGCUUCAAGCGAAUAGCCUAAGAAACAAGACUAAUAAAAACAAGAUGAAAAGUAAAACUCAGCUGAAUCUAAAUAAAACCAAAAUGAUCAAUCCGAUAAAAAGAAAUCUACUCCUGUAAAGAAAUCUAGUGAAGAAGUGGAUCAGAAGGAUGAAAACCUAUCGAAAAAACCAUCAAGGGAUAGCGAUAAAUAAGAAAAACCAAAAGAUCAAGAUAGACAAAGAGACUCUAGAGACUCUGAAAGAUCAAAUAAAGAUGGAGAAAAAUAUUCAUCAAGCAGAGAUAGAUAAAAAAAUGACCAUGAAUCUGAUUAACAACAAUCAUCAGGCAAGCAAAGAUCUAAUAGCAAUAACUCUUAGUAUUCUUCAAGAAAAGAGAGUGCUGAUAAAUCUUCUCAACAUCAUUAGGAAUCUUCUGGUUAAUAAAAUAGAUCUUCAUCUAAAGAUCAUCAUCACUAUUACUCAUCUAAUAAUCAUCACUCAGGUCACUCAAGCUCUUCUUAUCACCAUCAUCACGAUAAUUAACAUAAAUAAAAAAAUUAUCAUGACUCUAAGUAUUACUAAGAAAAAGAGAAAUCUAAGCCAACUAAGUAAUCAAAAGACAGUGAUAAUAAUAACGAUAAAGAAGAAGGAGAGAUCUCAGAUUGA